AUGCUGCCCCUCACUACGAGACAGUUAUGGUCCUGUUUCUAUUCUGCUGUUGUCUUACUGGGAACCGUUGAGGCCUUCGCCUCGCCCAUCAUAGCCAAAGGUCCCGACUGUGAGACCAAGAACGGUGCUGUUAUCGUCACUCCCGAUUGCGUCGAUGUCACCUACAAGACCGUUAUCAUCGACUCUGAGACGGACGUCACUGUUCCCGUCCCUCAUCACAAGAUCUCGGGACACUUUGAUGGAACCACCAUCGACUUCAACAUUUACUUCCCUAAGACCGGAUGGGACGGGAGAUUCUUCCAGCUGGUGUACCCGACGCAGAAUUCGACCGCUGAAGACCGAAACAUAGGGUUUGGUGCUGACAGUGGUGGUUACACCAACCACGUUGCCGGAGGAGGCGGCUACCGCGCUGAUGCUGCCGUAGCGAAGCUGUCGAGGAAACUCGCAGCCGAUUACUAUAAGAAACCCAACGCCAAAAUUUACGGUUACGUCUACGGCGCAAGCGGCGGCUCCAUGGUGACUGUUGGGGCCAUCGAGAACACCUUUGACGUCUGGCAGGGUGCUCUCGCCAUGGUCCAAGCCGUUCCAGUCUCCAACCCCAACAACUUUUGCAUGCGGGCCUUUGCCGGGCUCGUGUUGGAGGCCCAAAAGGACAAGCUGAUAUCUGCCGCUCGACCUGGCAGUGAUUUAAAUCCCUUCAAGGACCUUGACUCUAUGAGGCGAGAGGUUCUUACUGAAGUUACGGAGCUCGGCAUUCCCCUUGCAGCAUGGGAAGACUGGGAGGGCGUCACGCAGAACAGGACCAACUUCCUGCGCACCUUUAGACUCCUUGUUCCUCCCACCAUAGCCUCCUUUGAUCCCACCUACGUCAACGACUUUUGGACUAAGAAUGGCUAUCUUGGAACGGAAAAGUCUACUCUUGGUGACUUCUAUCGGAAGUCGAUAUACAAGUAUGAUGCUGUCGUCCAAAAAGUUGAUGUCGAUUCCGGCAACGUCCCAGUUUCCAUUACCCUCGACAAAGUCCCCUCGAAGCCACCAGCAUUCGGCCUCCAGUUCACAAUCCAGUCAAAGGAUGGUAAAGGAGGCCUCUUCACGGCACAGCUCGACAAAAGUUCCAAGACGGCUAUCAUUGACCCUGGACAAAACUCCGCCAUCCUUUCCUCGGUCUCCAAGGGAACCAAGCUCCGCGUCGACAACAGGGCAUGGCUGGCUGGCUCGGUAUGCCACAGAUACCAAGUGCCUACUAGGCCCGGCUUCUAUGGAUAUGACUAUCUUCGUACGGCUGACGGAAAGCCAAAAUACCCCCAGCGCAGCACACUCAUCGCUGACACUAUCUCACGAGGAGCUAGUGGCGGCGGUUUGUGGACUGGAAACAUCACUGGCAAGAUGAUAGUCCUGGACACCCUCAAGGACUACGACGCCAUGCCAUGGCAUGCGGACUGGUACAAAGAGCAAGUCCGCAACGCGCUUGGCGACCGCUUUGACGAUAACUACCGCCUGCAUUACGCCGAAAACGCCGAUCACUUCAUUGAACCGGUUGAGGUGCCCCAGACAACGCGUCUCGUGAAUUACGUCGACAUGGCUGAACAGCAUCUCAGGGAUCUGAGUGCUUGGGUGGAAAAGGGCACCACUCCUCCUACGGGGACUUCAUAUGCUGUGAUGGAUGGACAAGUCAAGGUUCCCACCACCGCCGCACAGCGCAAGGGAAUUCAGCCUGCUGUUGAUCUGACUUCCGGCGGAAAGACUUCAGUCACGGUCAAGGCUGGACGGUCUGUCUCUUUCAAGGCACACAUCGAAAUUCCGGCUGGCACUGGAUCUGUCACUGCGGUUGAGUGGGAUUUUGAGGGAACUGGGAUAUUUACCAAGAAGGACUUUGGGAAGGCCAAGGAUGUCAUGGACGUGACUGCGUCUCAAACAUUUAGGAAGAAGGGCACUUAUUACGUUGCGGUCCGUGUGGCUUCCAACCGCAAGGGAGAUGCCAAGACUCCUUAUGCCCAGGUUCAGAACCUUGGUCGCAUGAAGGUGGUUGUCAACUAG
Molecule: messenger RNA, 2037 nt
Organism: Fusarium keratoplasticum
Lineage: Eukaryota; Fungi; Ascomycota; Sordariomycetes; Hypocreales; Nectriaceae
Exons: 2
Coding region: 1-2037 (678 amino acids)
Source: RefSeq, a predicted model, not a curated record